AGUCUCUUAAGGAUUUCGCAAAUUAUUGCUAACCCUAUAAAUACUAAUAUCGUAAUCAUGCCUAUUCAAACACAAGCCAUCGCUUUGCUGAUUGAUACUGAAUGAUACUUACAACGAACAGUAGGCAGUGAACAUCGACAGAGCGAACUCUUCUUCUUCAUCCUCUACAACUCCAGCAAACUUUUUAGGCCUUUUAGGUCAGGUGGUAUUCUGGAUCAUACCUCCUCGGCGAGGUCCUAAUUUACAUCAUCUCGCCCUCGAGGAUUGCAUGGCUUACACGAUGAUGAUUCAUAUUUUCUGAAAAGAAGCUCGAAGACAUAACAGACUACAGCUUCAAAUCUAGUAAGUUUGACAUAGAUAAAUUUUGAAAUUACUGUAUCUAGAUACCAAUACCACCUAGAGCCAGAGUCAGAACUGCAACACACCACAACACGACACACAACUACAAUAGAUACUUCAGUCCUCACAUGCAUACACUCACAACUACCCAUUUGAAAAAAUGUCUGGAAUUAUCGGCUGGAUGUUUGGUGACUCAGACGAGGACCAAAAACGCGCGUCCGAGAGUCAAGCAGGAGGAUCAAAGACGAAGAAAAGUGGCAAACGUUCCAGUGGAGGUUCGGGUAGUACGACUGCAACUACAUCUGCCAAUGGAGGCAAACGAUCGCCACAGGCAAAACGAGCAAGCGCUUCGUCGCCAACGAAUAGGAAAUCAGCAACAGGGGGCAAUGUUAUGGCUCAAUAUUUAUAAUUAGACAACAUGAAGAUUGACGAGUUGUAUCUUCAAGAUGUUGAAGCAGCUCGACACUCGACCUCGAGACCACGACUUCCAUUGGAUCGCUUCAUCAGAAAUUUUGAAUCUACGCAAUGCCAAAACUACUUCAGUACAGGUGUGAGACCAGUCAGAAGUGAGAUGAUACGAAAAGUCCUUACAUCACGUACCUCCUUCUGAUCUUCCACUUCUCACAUAUCUCCCUCUUCUUAUCUUCUCUCUGACUUCAAUAUCGACUACAAGAACUUGGUCUUGCUUUUCUUCUAACCCUCUUUGCGGCGGUCCUCGAAAGAGUACCUCCAGUUUGUCAAAUAAGGCUGAAUUGUUGUCGUUUAUGUGCCGACAACCGGACGAAGCGAUUCGCGCUUUACGCGCAGAUCUGACUGAGGAAAUGGAAACGAAUUCGACAUUAAAGGCGAAGACAAUCGGGUCUCAGCUUGUCGCGCAGAUCACAUUGCAAGAGCUCGUUUGUUUAAGGCGUGACUUCAUAGUGAUUCUGUUGGUGACCAAGGCCACUGAUUCCUCAAGAUGUUGACUUAUUUCGGCAAAGAAGUAACGCUAACGAUGUUGCUUAGGUUCUACCUCUACUUGAGCUUUAGACUGAGUAAGUUGGAAUGUAUGCGAAUGAGUUGUAACUAUGAGUAUGACGCGAGAGAUACAUCAUGAUUACUAAGCAGUUCAUCUAAUUUCUUGCGUUUUCCCGCAGAGUCAGUUUGCGAAGUUUAUCCAGAGCACGUUUCUCACCGACCCCUUCUUCCUCGACCUCGAGAGCAGAAAGCUGCCGACUGUUACCAGUCUCGCUCUGAAACGGUUCGUGGCGAACUAUUACGACCAUGCCGCUUGGCCGUUGAAGAUGAGGAUGACGGUAAAUUUACGUUUUGUGAGAUAGAGAUUCAGGGGGGUCGUAUCUUCUUCAUUAGCUUCUAUAUCAUCAUUGACCUCUGUAUUGUCUCCAUAACAAUUCAACUCUUGACAAACAACAGAUCUGCUUCAUCGAGACCUUUGCAGUGCAUGUCCGGCAUCGGCCGGAUCUGCUCCGGCGAAAUAUGCAGACAGUGAUCAACUUCGAGUUUUUAGAGCUUUUCCACGAAGCGGGGCCGAUCUUUCACAAACUGCUGCAGCAGUAUGGCGGGAACGGACCAAGGCGCGAUCCUACAGUGUCGGACUACAAGGUGUUGCACAAAGAGAUCACCAUUGAAAGGGAACUCGAACAAAAAUUGGCUUUAUGGAACUUGCUAGUUUUAGCAGAUAGGAGUAUCCUUGAUGAUAACUACCCUUUUCGCUUUUCUAUCUUCCUCUGGUCUCUCUUUUUUCUAGUUAGGUCUGCUCCACCACAAUUUAUGGAACCAAAUUGCUAGUAAAAAAGGGAAACUCGAAGACUUGAGUUAGUAGAUGAGGAGCAAGCACUAAGUGGCACUUUUUAAUGAAAGUAGAUGAUCUUUGUUGUGUGGCGAGUUUUCUUUUUCAUACCAUUAUGGCAAUGAAUGAAUCAAACUCAAAGCAUAUAGACUAGUAGCGCGCCGCCUAGAAACAAAGAAUGAAAGGAAAAAGCAAACGACAGAAGUAGACGGGGAGAGCCAGAUCAUCACCGACUCUUCUCCGUACUCCCUUCCCAGUCCCCUUCUAAUCCUCGUCGACAUAGAUCAUGCGUGUAGUUUGUUUGCGACUUUCAAGUCGUUUCUGAAACCUAUGCGACGCAGGGAACUAGUAAAACUUCUGCGCGAAGCCAAUUGCCUGGCGCCAAACGGUGCUCGUUACAUCGCAGAAGCUUCAGCACGAAGAGCAGCAAGAAGAAGUGGAGGGGUGGUGGUUAUGGGAAGUAGAUCUACUCAGUAAUCACUUCUCCGUAGUUGUAGUUCAUCUGUGAAUUACCACCAUAAAGAUAAAGAGGGAACUCAACGUAAGGAGAGAUUUAUAGGGUGAGACUUCGUCUCCUGGGUUCAUCCUUCUAGAAUUUUGAGAUGACUUUGCAAGUAGGAAGCUCAUCCAUGACUAGUGUAACUGUUCCAACAUAUCGAUUGCAGAUAGAACUGGCCAAACACCUGGUCCCGCAUAUGCAGGAGCGGUGGUCAUGAGGCAGGAGGGUUUGGCUUCGCCACCUGCCAUCAGCUCAGACUUUUAAGGCCUUGCUUCAUCCUAAAAUUUUCACUAGUACUAGGUAGGAGAGCGAGUGCGCCUUACUCUUGUUCGUCUCUCUUUCAUCACUAGUUUUCCUUACUGCAACUCUUAUUGUUCAUGGGAACGUUUAUAGUGAGGGCGGUGGUCUCUUCUUGUCACUGCUCCUAUGUAUUUCUCGUUGAACAAUAACAGCAAUUUAACUUGCAUAGAAGAAGGGCUUGGGCUUCGUGUUCGUAUUAGAAGACUCCGCUAAAAUCAACUCCAAACAGAGCGUUCUCAAUCCGAUCAAGGAGACGGGGGAAAAGAGAAGCGAAGUCAAGGCAUUCUGGAGUACCUUACUUCUCUCGUUAGUGGCCAAGAUGACGAGGACGAGGUGAUAGAGCAACAGCAAGCGGCAGCGGAAGCUAAUAUUAUGGAGCAGUUUAUUGUUCUUUGUCUUUCUUAUUCCCAUUUCAAGGUCUUUCUUAUUCCCAUUCCUAUUCUUGACAUUCCUCAUAGAGAUCCCUGCACUUGUGUGAGCCUGAGCGUGCAACUUGAAUAUAUAAGACGUAGCAUAGAAUUUGAGAUGGUCUUCAUGUUAGGAAUAUAGGUCCAUUCCAUGAUGAUUAUGAUGGAUCUUCACCAUCCUCAAGAAUCCCAAUCAAUCUCGAUACUACAGUCAACGUCACCCCAACACCAUCUCGUGUUCUCUACUUUUUCAAGCAAGUGUUCAACUCUUUCUGCUCUAAGCGUCAAAAACAAGGACCCCAAGGAGAAUUUCCUGGACAACAGAGUGAGUUUCUGGAUGAUAUCGACGACUCCUUGAUGGAGGACGAAGACGCAGAAGAGUCCUUUCAGGCGAUGAAGAGUAGUCUCCUUGUGGUGACAGACUACGACGCAAAAACGACGCGUGCUAUUGCAAGACAAAAAGUCGCACUAGAGCUGCACUUGCAAAUGGAAGAAAGCACCUCUGGGGCAGACCAGAAGAAAGAUAGUGGUAGCACGUUGGCGAUGGAAAAAUUAUGGGAGCUUAUUAACUUCGUAAUAUUCAAUUAAUAUCUCCAAGAACUCUUCGUUCAAAACACCAGGUAGAAGUGCCUUUGCCUAGUAUAUCAAAAAUUUGAAGCCCAAGUCCAAGCGGAACAUUCCCAGUAAUGAGAUUGAGCAAUCUUCUUCUCUGUCUUUUCUGAGCUUUACUUCUAACAACAACUGGUGGCCCCUUCAGUCGUGGCGUCUACGCGAUGAACGCUGUUCCGGGAUACAACGCUUCGAUUGCGGUAGGCGAGCUCGCGUUUCUAGUGGGUCGUAACCGUAGUGCGAGCUCACCGACUACCACAGUGGCGUCUCCUGCUACAACAGCCGCUGGGUCUCCACUCGUGGGGCAAAGGGAUGGAACAGCUACUGGGAGUUAUGGCGUGUUGUAAGUAUGGAAUUCUACUUAGACGUAGGCGUCGUAGUAGAAUUAGUAGUGUAGAGAAGUAGAAGAUGAAGUUGAAGAGUGAAAGGAAGCGAGGUGAAGGAUUCUAAGUGCCUGUUCUCGUUCAUCGCCAUCAACAUCUCCUGACGCUAAAAGAUAUUGCUUCCGUGCCUCUCUUUCUCUUUGAGUUUUGUUGGAUCAAAUUGGAUGGAAGUUCUACGACUAUCUUUCCCGAUCCCAUCGAGAUUUGUCUUCUAGAAGUUCUAAGACUCAACAAGCACCACUGGCAGCCGCCUCUCGAAGCAACAGCUGGAGAGCCUCGAAUCUAAAGAGCAGCAGCCAUUGCCUCCCCCUCGCGAGGUUUUUCUCAAGAUUCGUCGACCAGGCAUUGGCAUGAAGCUCAUGUGCGAGCGCGAACUCCUGAGGAAAUUGACCAGGGACUUGCCUGGUGCCUGGGUAUCGCUGGACCAGGAUAUGCUGAGCAAAUGCGCGCAAGAAUGCGACUUCAACCAAGAGUGCGAGUAUCUGAAUGAAGGCCGUGCUCGUUACGCAACGUGCAGCAUUAAGGGAAAGCCUCUACCGAAGAAGGCGGCGCAUCGGCACAAGGAGAUGCGGAUAGCAGUGCCACGAGUCCUCGCGCGACCCACUACGCUCAUCGAAAGUAAGAAUCAGGGAGGUCCUCGUAGCGCUACUGCUAGUGGUUCGAUCCCGGCUGGUGCUUCCACAGCUGCAAGUACGAACUUGGUUAAAAAUACCUCCAGAACCAGUGCAGCUAGUCCUAGUGCAACAUCUACAACAAGUUCGCGAAAUAGAACUUCAGAACUGGUUAAAAGUCCAACAGCUUCGCCUUCAUCUAGGAGUAGCAUCAAGAAGGGAGGUUCUAGUCCGUCUGGGCGACGGAAUACGCAACUAUCUGAGUUCCUCGCUGACGAGGAAGAUUCAGAUGCUGCAAAAAAGUCGGGAGAAGACGCACAAGGGCGGACACCAGAAGGCGCUUCGUCACUGCUGCGAAGUGAAUCGUUGGCUACAGCGAACUCAGGACCACUAUCCCCGGCACAAGCAUCGGCCGCAAGCGCGACUGCAUAUUUAAGAACUCACACUGUGUUUAGCCAUUAGAUAGAGCAGAGAGAUAUCCUCCAAAUACAAUGACUAGCUUUUGCGUUAGUGUGUGAAUAAACUGUAGAAGUAGAACAAGUUAGCACUAGAUGUAGAAGUGCAGCCGUCGAUCUCGAUUGCUUAUACGUAACUAAACAAAAACUCAUCGUCAUGGGGAGCGACUUCUAAUGAUCUCGCGCUCCUCGGGAGCGGGAAGUAAGACUGAAAACAACAUUCUAGUGAUGGAGGUUGCAGCGGGAAAAGCAUAUGAUCGUCUGCUGACGGAGCAGCUUGCCUGCCCAGUAAACAAGCCAUGCUGUAAGUGGUAUCAGGCAUUGAAGUUAUGGCAUCCAUGUAGGUAAAAGUAGGCAUCAGCAUCAGACUGCUCAGGCAUACGCUUAGUCCUCCUAAUAGUGAUCUCGCAAAGAUCCUGCUCUUGUUUAUGUUUCAGUUUCUUUUUUCUUUUAAUAACUCGUGUUCCUCAAAAUCAAAAAAUAACCCUCGGAGAAGCAAUGGCGCAUUUUUCUUGUUGGCAACUAAGCAAUGGCGCAUUUUUCUUGUCCCUUUUUGUUCCCCACAGCAUCAACUACUACAACUUCUAACGCAAAGUUAGUCGCUUUUUGUUCCCCACAGCAUCAACUACUACAACUUCUAACGCAAAGUUACUUUUUCCCCACAGCAUCAACUACUACAACUUCUUCCCUUUAUUUUCCCCACAGCAUCAACUACUACAACUUCUAACGCAAAGUUAGUCCCUUUUUGUUCCCCACAGCAUCAACUACUAGAACUUCUAACGCAAAGUUACAUGGCACUUGCUUCUCCCUUUUUGUUCCCACAGCAUCAACUACUACAACUUCUAACGCAAAGUUACUUUUUCCCCACAGCAUCAACUACUAGAACUUCUAACGCAAAGUUACAUGGAUGCCUUCGAUGUGUGGGUGGAAAUAGCGAUCCUCCGGAAAAACGCCUUUUUUCAUGGGGAUCCUCACUUAGGCAACCUCUUCUGGGAUGACGCGAGUGAAACCUUCACCUUUAUCGACUUCGGUAAUAGCUACCAUGUGGGAGACGCGUGGCCUGGAGGUAUUACUUGCUAUUCUCUUCUUUUACCAUGUGGGAAUACGAAUAGAUCGCGCGCUGGUGUAUUUUCGAAGAGUUUCGUCUCCGUGGUGUUCAUCUCGUCUCAUUUAUUGAAUACGAUCAGGUCUGGUCGAGCCGAUGUACGAGUUUAUGCAGGGUUCACUGUUGCGCAAGCCAGAACGCAUACUGAAGGUGUUUCCUUUUCGCAGCGAAGUUAAGGCAAGAACCACGAAGGGAGCGCUCUCAGCAACAUCAGCAUAGUCCUUGACUUUGAGUUUCCUGAGUAGGGGAAAAACAAAGACCAAGACGAGCUACCUAGAUUUAUUCUGCAGCAAAACUAUCCAACAGUGAAGAACUUAUUCUCCAACUUUGAAUGGUCCCGACUAACUAUGAAUGGCCCUCCUCCUAACUACGUGAAUGACUAACUAUGAAGAAUGGUCCUAACUACGUGGCACUAGCUCUAAUCACCUCUCCGCUAUUGAGAGAGCUGAAGUUACGGAGAAAAUCCGGAAGGCGUUAGAUUUCGCGAUGGAUAAGUACUACGAAGCAGGUAUCGAGAAGCUGCGCAAAACGGGAAAGCUGAAGCCACGGAAUCCAGAAACUGAGAGUUACGCAGGGGAUGAGUCUUGUUUUUAGUAGAGAUGACUGUCGGGAGCAUCGGGCCUGGGUCUGGCAUCCCUGAAGACGUCAGGCCCGAUUGAUUUCCGAUUGAGUAGAAAAGCGUGCUACAUGAACGUGUCACGCCUUCAAGGAUACAGGUGCAAUCUUUCCGCCUGAAGAGCAAUUACAGCGCUUCGAAGAUGAUGUUGACGUAGAAAGACCAUGCGCGGCAAAUGUAAAAACUGUUACAACUUUGCUGUAAAUUUGUCCUCUAAGACUCACCGCCGUCGGCUCUAGAAGAAGAAGCAGGCGCGGUGAGUAAUGUGGUCAGGAACGGAGUAUCCGAAGGUUGGGAUGAGGACUUGUUUGUCGAUGCAGAUGAGCCAUCUUCAUCUGAUGACAACUUAAGGCUGAAAAGGGCAAGAUGAGUGGAUAUGUCGUGUAGGAGUUUUCCAGCACUUGUUACCUCUCGCCAGGAACAUCAAUGAAGCAAUGGGGGUAAGAUGAGUGGAUACUUAGUUCGUGUUAGUUCGUUGGAGAUUCGGACUCGGGCUACUAGUUUGUUGAUGUGAAGCAGCGCUGUGAGUAUGAGGAUCAUGCUCACUGAUUUUAGUAGACAGUAUGAAGCGCAGCCGAGUUUUUUUCGUCGAUGCGCUAUCUUCGUUACAACCGUCUCCGCCUUCUCUAAUAUUGAGCAUUAUUUUCAUCGAGCCGUUAUCGUUACAACCACCUCCAUGAUCUCCUCUAAUAUUAAACGAAACUGAGCAGACCGAGUCACAAACUGAAAGAAAGUUAAGCAAGGAUGCGCAGGGAAAGGCAGUAGGUGGCGGAGCAGGUGAGGAAGAGAGCAGUAGCAGGAAUAGUAGUGGACCUACCGAAAUCAAGCAUCUAGAUGCAUCGUCGGAAGUGAAGUUUAUGAGCAGUUUGGGUUGUCUUUGUCUUUGUUCUUUCAUCUGGUCCGUCAGCGAUCAUAUCAAAGGGGACUGGUAGAGUGUGAAGAUGUUUCUAGGGCACUGUUGAUUUACUGCGUGUUCGUGGACACAUAGUGGUCGUGAUAGUAACAAAUACAGCGAACAACUAAUGCACUUUUCUCUCCCCCAAGAGACUUAGACUACUAAUCCUCGUCCCAUGAUUCCCGUCUCGUCUUCUAACCCCCGUGCCGUGACCGAGGGCAAUUUGUCGGAGGUGAUGUUCACAGCGGCCUUUUCUGAGGUUAUCGCGCACCGUCAAGUGUUUGAUCCGGAGCAGGCCUUCGAGGGGUUUUUACGACCCAUUGGGAUGCACUGGGUGUGUGGGGCUAAAGUUCUUACGGGCAUGCUUGAAAAGCAGAUGCCUGAAGGCGUGCGAAUGAAGGAAGGAGGUAAACCUUUAAGAAGUCCUUGUUAUUGUUGUUCGGUUGCCGGAGGAGGACCACGAGGGAGAAGAGAAGCAACAAAACAUUGAUGUUUAUUUCUAACUCGCCUGCUUCCACCCUCCAUGACAAUCGUGAUGAGCUACAACAGUUAAGCAUUCUCCUGUCAAUACUUCACUACCUCUACCUCUGCUCAACACUAUCGCCAUUUAUGACAUUUUUGACCAAACACGAGGUCCCCUGGUUCCCUGGUCGGAGGUUUUUCCCUCGCCAUUUCACCUGUUGGAGAAGAGCUUGCUUUCAAGAGCGAGCAAAACUCAAGGAGCACAAGAUACAUGGGAACUGUAUUUGUCGGAGAAAGAUCCUGAAAGACGCGAAGUCUUGUGGAACGAUUACAUCGCGCCAAGCAUGCAGCUCUUCGCACCUAAAACGUUGGAUACUUUGAGGAUGUUAAGGCGAUUACAUCACGUGCAUGCUACUCCAUGCGAUCCAUGCACUCCAUGCCAUGCGAGCUGUGAAACCUUAUAAAUUGCUCUGAUAUAACAACCGGUUAGUUUUUCCCUCUGUCACGUAGAUGUAUCCCGUCAAGCAAAUUACUAGUAGAUGAGUACUUGCUUGACAUUGGUUGCCUUUUCUUCUUUCGGUUUUUGUUUUUUCUCGUUGGGUCUGCUCCACCACAUUUAUUAUUUACACGACGUGGAUAGCGUCCAUGACCUAGCGUCAAGUCCUAGACUCGGGUAAGACGUGAUUGAUGUUGGAGUGAAUUGAUCUUUGCGUAUCUUGUCGGAGCAUCUUCAGCCAGCAUGCUCUUGAUGGUGAGCGAAAGUGUGAGACGAGUGAAGAUUGACACAAUAGGAAGUAAGAUCUUCUAACAACUGUGCACAAGGGCUACAAGACAGGGGUCACGAACCUGUUCGGAAAUAUGAAGAGCAAGCUUUUCGCACCGUUCUCGAGGAACAAGAACCCGACGACGUGAAGACGGAAGUGAUGUGGAAGAAGACUGCAGGAUUCGGAGGUGUUGUAGAUAUUAGUAUUUAUAGGGUAAGCAACUUUUCUGAAAUCCUUAAAAGUCUUCCUUAAGUGCGUUCCUUAAGGAAACUGAUUCCCUUAAGGGAUUUUAUAUUACAAAAAGUUACUAUAACUUUCCUUAAGGCGAAAAAUUUUCCUUAAGGAAGCUCCUUAAGGUAAGCUGUUAUAGACUUACAGGCUAAUAAUAGGCACUCCCUUCAGUGAUGUGGAAGAAGACUGCAGGACUAGAAGGAGGUGCUGUAGAUAUUGCAGCUAUAUCUACAACACCAUUGAAUGAUAUCUGAUAUCAUUCAAUGUCUUUCUUCAUCUUAGUCAUAUCGCGAAGCGAGUAUCAAUAAGUUUAGCUUUUCAUUUUUCUUCUCUUCUUCUCACCACCGCCAGCUUUCCCAUCUCUCUCCACGACCUUGCUCAUAUGAAAGAAGUAAAGCUGGUGGAAGAGAAUAUAUUUGUCGCAAGAAUAUCUCAGCUGGGUUGAAUAACGAAUUCCCACCUAGUUGUAGCGCCAGCAGUAGCCUCGAUGAUGUACUAUGGCUAUGCUGGUAAUCGUAAUUCGUUGUCGUGAGAUAUCAAAUAGUAUCAGUAUGAGUGUACAGAAAUAGCAAAUCUAUGUACUAAUUUAUAUGCACAGGGUACGCAAUGGCGAUCGUCAGUUCUCAACAUCCAUAGCAUUGAUGUGUUUUAUCUUCUCAUAUGAUCGAGAUCGAAAAUGAUCAUCAAUAAGCAAGUUUUUCAUAAUAGAGACUAAGAAAUCAAAAUCAUAAUGUUGAAAAUCAAAACUGUUCGCAUCUUGUUCAUGAACACUAGCUAGCUAGUUGCGUUACUCGACGCUCCAGUAGUUGUAAGUAUUGAUCUUAUCAUCAGUUGAAUCAAUUGUUACCGUCACCCAUGCUCAAUCUAAUUGCCAUCAUUUAGAAGUACCAUGAUGGAAGAAGUUAGUUUUACUAGAACGCGCUUGUGCUGCCAGGGCCAUUUCCGAGAAAAUAUUAUAGUGGCGGCGAUGCGGUAGACGUAGAAUCCAUGGUCUAUACCAAAACGCUCUGCUCAUAUUCCGCAGGAGAAGCAUCGUCGUGCUAUCGAAUUAGAUGACCAUAUCCAUAAGAGACGGCGGAAGUCGUACUAGCAUUAGGUCACGCCACAAGUAGAUGAAGUAGUUGUAUAAGAAAAUGUGUAUCGUCUAUCAGUAGGGCUGAGCCUGAGGCGCGAGUCCCGCUAAAUCUAAAUCAUCUUAACAAAUUAUCACUCUUUCUGUACAAAAGUAUUCUUGUGUUGAGUAGAAGGGUCUACUACCGCUCUUGUUCUACUUUCUUCAUUAGUUAUUGGUCUGCAUGUUGUUCAUACCUCAUCAAGUAAAGCUAAAGACCGGCUGUACUAGGUGGAUGAUUGUGAAUGACUUCUACUUAUUAUCGAGAACGAGCACACGCAGGAAAAAUCUACGACAAAUAGCAUUUUAAUCCAAAGAGUGUAUGCAUUGAUUUGCGCGAACUUGUUGAAGAAGUUGAGAAGGUCCAGCUUUCCCCUGUUCCUAAGAUGCUGUUUUUGGAAAAGGAAGGGACGAGCGCAGAAGAUGGUACUCUACUACAUGUUAAAAAGCACGACCAGGGGAUUCUAAGGGACGAGACAUGGAAGCAGAGGGUGACAGUAAGGAGUUGACAUAGCUCAAGUAAACCGGCAAACGACGAAAGUGAAGGUGGUUCUUGUGGUAAACAUUUCAUGUUAUAAUGAAGAACAUGAACCUGAACCUGUACUCGGGAUCUCGCUUUCCAGGUCCUCUAGUAUGAUCCUAGACGCUCCUUUUUAAUUCCACCAUCAACCACGAACCUCUUGUCAGAUACAG
Molecule: messenger RNA, 11269 nt
Organism: Amoebophrya sp. A25
Lineage: Eukaryota; Dinophyceae; Syndiniales; Amoebophryaceae
Source: the annotation of a GenBank genome assembly